CUAUAUAAAGAGUGUAAACGGUGCAAAUGCAAACGAAACGAGUAGACUUGUCGAUAGCGGGAAAAACAUUGAUAUUUGUUAGAAGCAAUGUGUAAAAAUCAAUUUUCCAAUAAGAAUAUUAUGUGUUGUUAUCUAAGACAAAAUGGAUAAUAGUAACAAGAAUUUGCACAACAUCAUAGACACGAUCGAAGAUGAUUAUAAGGCAAAAAAAAUGAAAGAAUCAACUUUAUUGUUGAAACAAAAAAUGUGCAAGACGAAUGAUUUAAUUAAGCAAUAUAUCGAAAAAGUGAGAGAAUUUAAUUGUUUGAAAUCAGAUUUGGAAGUUACAAAGAAGGAUGCAAAUUAUAUGAAAUCCAGAUACAAAUCUGUCACAGAUGAGACAAGAAAACUAGAACUUCAAAUUGUAGACGAUAAAUUGAAAAAUGAAAAGUUAUCAAACAAGACAAAGGAAUAUGAGGUAAAUAUAGCUGCAGAUAAGCAAACUAUACAACAAUUAACGUGUAGAAUAAAAGAGUUGGAAGAUGAGUGUUCUACUAAAAUUAUGGAGUAUGAUCUGCAAAAGUCAUCUUUCAAAGAUAAAAUUAAACAUUUGGAACAUGAAUUGCAAAAAUUAAAAGUGAUGCACAAAAGAAAGGAGAAAAAAGUUAUUUCCAACAAUUCUGAUACUGCUAAAUUAAGUUUGGAGACAAAAUCUAGUUCGGAUAUUGGUAUCAAUGUAUUAUUACGUGAUGAUAAUGGACUAAAUGCAAAACCUGAGGUACAAGAAAAAAGCAUCAUGACUGAUGAAUUUUAUAAUAUCAAAGAUGAUCUGUAUCCAUUAUUUUGUGCAAAAUGUGAAUCUCAUUUGCCUUUAGCCCUAACACCUGAAAAAAUAUGCAAAACAAUGUGCACAUAUCCAGACUUGAUAGAAAAAAAUUUUUAUCCACCAUCAAAAGAAGUUCUUUUGUCCCCAUGUUUAGUUCCUAAUACAUAUCCAGAUUCUACAAAUAGAAAUGAAGAUGUUCUCUCUAGAGCAUUAUCUAUGUCACAUUCGAGCCCAUGUAACCAUUAUAACGAUUCAACAGUUAACAAUCGGAAAUCUCAAUCGAUAUUUCACUCGAUGUCUGCUACAAUGCAAAAUGAAAAUGAUGAAUUAAAAAAUACAAAUAUUACAACGCAUACACCGAUUGCAACUAAACCAUCUAGUAAUCUCAACUCAAUUUCCAAAACAUGUACUUUGUUUCAAAGUAUGGAUUGUGCGAGAGAGAAUUUCUGUUCCAAUGAUUUAUUAGCUAAGCAUUCUUCAUCUAUUGAAGAGAUAAGGAAGCAAAUUCGAUUAUUAAAAGGUCAAAUGAAAAAAUUUAAAAGAUUGAAAGAAAACCCAAAUACUAAUUCUUGUCAUUGUAUUAUAAAUCAUAACGAUAAUACUUUGCUAAAUUCGAAUCUAGUUACCAUAAUUUGCAAAGGCAUUGCAGAAUAUUACGAUAAAAGGAAAAAGACUUGCUCUAAAAAUGUGGGAAAUAUUGAUUCAGAGAAAGAUAAAAAGAUAAAACUGAAAAGACGUCGAUUGAACAAAUAUAAUGAAGAUAAAAAUGUAUCUGUGUGGAAAAUUGAGAGCUUUGAUGAGAGAUAUCUACAAGAUACACUUUAUAAUAAAUCUGAAGAUACUAUGAAAACGACUGCAUGUGAUAUUUUACAAUCUAAGCGUAAAUUAUGCAUAAAUAAGAGUAAUGCAAUAUCGUAUGUAAAUGCGUCCAGUAAGUUCCGUAAUGACAUUGAUGAUUAUGACAAAAGAAAGUUUAUUUUCUGCAAAGAGAAUGCAUUGAAUUCAGCAGAAAAGGCGAUUGUUGAGGAUGAUCUAACGACAUCGCAUUUAAGUACUGACAAAUUAUAUAAUAGUAUUGAAGAAAUAAGCAAUAAUUCCUUAAGUGAAGAUAAUACGAAAUUUGUCGAUUUGGGGAUGAAAGUUUCAUCAUGUAACAGUGAUAUUAGUAUUGAUGAUGCUGAUAUAAUUUCGAAAGAAAAUAAAAUAAAAAGAAAGAGUCAAAAUAAAACGAAAUAUAGCGAUCGUUUGUUUAAAAAAAUUCGUAACUUAAAGAGAAAGGUGCAAACAAAUUCACAUGUAAAUAAAGAAGAGAGUAUUGAAUUACACUCUGAUUAUCAUAAACCAAUAAAAAAGUUGCGGAUUGCACAUACUCCAAAAACAUCAGUUCUCCAAUGGAAUACCGAUCGAGAAGAUUUUACACAUUGCACUAUAAAAAAUAUAUCUAAUUUAGAAGCAUUUCAACAAAAGUAUAAUCAACGCUUAAAUACACAAGUUCUGAAAGAUAAGUUAUUAACUGAGAAUAAAGAAGAUAGUACAAUAAGCGAGAAAUGUGAUGAAAGAAGUGCUGAAAAAUAUAGUGAAACAAACAGUAUUGAUGAUGAAAGAUCUAUCAGAAAAAUACAAGAGAGAAACUUAGUCUCGACAAAUAGUGAAAGUUGUCUUCAAAAUAACGACAAUUUCACUCUGUCUGUUAUGGAUAUUGAAUGUGUAUCUACAGUUUCGGAAUUUGAUAAAUCUGAUGAUGUCUCCGUUGAAGAUUCAAGCAAAGAAAGUAUAUCAGUGGAGGGAAUAACGGUAGGAAUGUCAAAUAAUUGCAAUGAGCUUGAUGUAUCACAUAAUAAUGUCCCAGACAACAUAGCAAAAGAUUUAAAGCUUGAAAAAUCAAUCUCACUAAAAACACAAGUCAUUAUCCAAUCAGAAGCUAGUGGUCUCUGUAAAAAUUCGAAAUAUGACACAUAUAAGUUUACUGAAAAUUUACAAGCAAAAUCGACCGAUAUUAUUAAAAAAGGAAUAACACCGAGUGUUGAAUUGGAAUACAUUUGUAAUACAACUAGAGACGAAAGUUGUGACAAUCAUGAGAUACCGAAGAAUAUGGAUACAAAUGAUGAUUCAAUGUCGAAUCAAUCGAUUGGGAUAGAAGCAACGGGACAUGAAAAUCGUAAUAAUCAUAAUAUAUCUAAUGAAGUUUCUGAAAUACAAUAUUUGCAGAGAGACAAUGAAAUCAUUAUUGAGAAUUGUACAUAUGACAAUGGUGUAGACGAAUCUCUCAACAAAGUAAAAAAUACAUUAGGCAAGCAAGGAGAAGUGUAUGCUAAUGAUAAAAUAACUGAGAUACAAACUAUUGAAAUUCAGAGAGAAAACCUGAAUGAACAAAACAAAGAAACAAAAUUUAUCAACCAUGUCCUCUAUGAUAAUGUCGAACAAUUUCAAACACCAAUGUCUCAACUAACUACAUAUAUUAACAGAAAAUGUAUCAACCGUAAGCUGUCACAGAAGAAGAAGACAUAUGAUUGUACAAUUACAGACAGGUUUGUGAAGAAACAAUUGAAAAGGCUUAUAAAUAGUGCCUGGGAAAAUUCUGUACAUUACGAUGUAAUACAAAAAUUAGCAAACACAUGUGGACCACGUAUUAUAGCCAAAUGUAUAGUUGAAUUUUUGUUAGAGCAUGUCGAACAUGACGAUGCUCUGGAUAAAUCAUUCACUCCUCCAGCACCAUUGAUGGCAACAUAUGAGCAGAAAAUUACAGCAUUAUUAAUCGAUUUAGAGGUGUCGAAACCAACGGUUCUUCACUUUGUACAAGUUGCUAUUGAAUAUAAGCUAUUCAACCUUUCUAGUGAAGUGAAGAUGCGAGUUGGCUCACUCACGCGGAUGUAUCUCGUCCUGUCACGUAUCCAGAAAGACAGAGAAAGAGUACGCAUAAUGUGCUGCAAUGCUCUCUACUGCAUGAAUCUUAUGUCGAUAAAUGUUUUAUAUACAGUACUUACAUCUUGGCCUGAAGUACUUCCCAAUGCUGAGAUUAACAAUGAAAUAUUACCAACGUGCAUAGCCUUUCUUAUCGGCUCGCAACAAAUCCAGGGUACACCAUCAAAAAAAUUAUUAAAGAAAUUACUUGCAUUAAAGACAUUAGUAUCGACAUUUUAUAAAUAUGCUUAUACUAAACAAGCAAGAGAUGAUAUUGUUAAAGAGCUCAUGACUCUUCUCAAAGCUAAACGGACUAAUGGUUUAGAUACAGCCAUUAUACUUAUUGCAAAAAGAGGAGGAUCAUCUUGGACAUAUAAAAAUAUCAUUCAAUCUGCUCUAUUGCCAAUGAUUAUCAACUAUGAACAUCCUUGUAUAUAUAGCGCGUUUUCUCUACUUGGAAAGCUUAUGCGCGCAUUUCCAUUAGAAGAUAAAGACAAUAUUGUGCAGGAGAUUAGUGAACAGCUCUGUGAUCUUAUCCAGUCUGGCCAAGGUACACACGAUCAACAAGAAGGCAUAAUAUCUGCAUUGCUCAGUCUUUCCAGACAGAAAUUUGAUGUUGUUGCACCGUCUAUAAUAAGGUGGGCGCCGGAAAAAUCUUUAAGGCCAACUGUCAUCACACAGUUACAAGCGUUUAUAAAUACACAUAAUCGAAAAUUUUGGAAAAAUUAUUUACAGCGUAUCGAAUCAAAAUAAAACAUGUUAUGCCAAUUGUGUUAAACGACGAGAUUGACAUUUGUAUCUUUCAAUUAUCAUUGUAAUCUGUUUUACAGCUAAUUAGAUAAAAAUACAAUGACAAACAAGAUAUCUUAUGGACAUGUUGCGCGAUUAUAAUGCAUGUUGUUUACAAAUUGACGAUACAGUCCAUUCAUUUUGUUUUAGCGAAAUAUAUAAAUAAUGAUUUAAUUUUAUUUUGCGCUUAAUUUUAUAUAUUAUAAACUUUAUUCGCGCGUAUAAUAAGUUUACAUAAAAUUUAGGUUUUCCUUUAUUAUUAGUUUACAUACUAAAAUAUUUAUUUUAAAAAAUGUAGACAAUAUAACAUUUUUUUCUAAAUGCUCUUCGUGCUUCGCGCUGUUAUAAAAAUCACUAGCAUUUUUAAUUUAUUUUGUGUUUGUAAAACUCGUUUCAUAUUUUGUUACGAUAUAUAUUGAAACGUUUCCUUGUGAUUUAUAGAUAUAAGAUAUUUUUCGCGUGUAAAAAAAUACGUAAAUAUAAAAUACAUAUUAGUAGACAUUAAUAGACAUUAUUUAUUUUUCUCGAAAUUUCUUUGCUAAAAAUAUACUAGAGAUAAAAUUAUCUCUUCUUUCCAGUCAUUGUAAGGUUUAAAAAAAAUCUCAAAAAUAAUGUUUUCAAAGUUGCCAAGCUAAAUAACAAUUUAAAUAGGCUCCGUAAAUUAAGGCUCUUGAUUCUCCUUGGUACAGUUAUAUUGAAUUAUAACACAGUUUAAGUUAUAUACAUGCAUUUACAAAUGAGUAAUCAUAUACCUUUUUUUCUUGGUUACACAUCGAAAUAAAUUAAUUUUUUUCACAUACUACCAUUCGCCGAAAAUAUAAAUUAACAAGAUAUAUCGAAAACUCUUUUUUUGUUUGUCAAUUAUCCUGUGUUUUAAUAAAUGCAUGUAUAUAAUUCAAUCGGCAUGUUUCGGUAUAUUUUCCGUAAAAACGAACAUUUUUAUAGUUGAUCAAAAUUUACAGCUAUUUAUAAUUAAACGUUUAAUUCAUAAGCCGAAAAGAGUCUGAUAUAUAUAUUUUACCCAUCUGUACUGUCAGACACGAGUGGGAUGUCGUGUGGACAAAAUUCAUUUGAAUCUAUAAUGUAAGAAAAUAAAGAUAUUUAUACAUGAUUUUUCGCAUCUGAUGUAAUCUAAUGUCAUAAAUGCAAUAGUAUGGCUGCAGCAAAUAAUUAGGAAAACCUUCAAAUUAAGAUAAUUAAAUAAAAAUAAAAUAAAGAAAAAUUAAUUAGAGAAUCGAUCCAUUAUGACAAAGGAAUGGCAAAGACAAUCUAUAUUUUGUAGCCAGUCACUUUGUCGUUUUUCUUCGAUCUUUUUAUCUCAUUUUCAAGAUUUCCAUAUCGUUUUAUAUUUCUUAGUAUGUAAUUAUACCAAGCAAAAAAAUGUAGUGAAACGAAAUAUUGCUCCAAAAAAAGUAUAUUAAUAAUCAUGAGAUUUCGGUCAAUUUUAAUCUGAACUCCAUUUAUGGAAAGCAUACGUUAUACUACCUGAAUAUUGAAUUGUAUACAUAAAUAGGUAUUAUAAAAUAUCUAUUUUUUUAUGAAAUAUUAUUUGGAUAUAUACGAUGAGCUUGAUAUUGCCGCUGCGUGGACAUAUAUGAAUAAAAUGUUAAUAAAAGAAAAUAUAUAAUGAGAUAUGAUAACGCUAUAUCUAUGCAAAUAUCGACAUUUAUGCUAGUCUUAGUCUUUUCGAAACAAAAUUAUAAGUUUUUAUUUUUAAUAUAAUAAUAAUGCUGUGAGAGAGAUAAUAAAAGUAUAAUCAUAAUAGUAAUAAUAAUAUAAUAGAUAAUAUAAUAUAAUAUAAUAAUAAUAAUAAUAAUAUAGAUAAUAUUCAACAUAUAUAUCAUAAAAGCUUCCAACCACAGAGCACGCUAAGUUAGUACAUGUAUGUAUACAUGGUUUCUUUAUAAAUAAUAACAAUAUAUUUUGGAUGCGUUGCCGAGCGGUGUAAUAUUUCUUUCUUUUUGUUUUGUUUCCAAAAUUCUAUUUAAAUAUAACUUCUUCCCUACAUCAAUGUCUGUUUUCUCUUUCUCUUCUUUUUUGCACACGCGCGUUCUUGUUCUAAUCUCUCUAAUGAUAAGCAACUAAUUCUUCCAUUUAAUCGAUGUCUUUGGUACAUUAACAUCGGGCAGCAUGCUAUCACAUGCUAUGGAAGUUUGGUAUAUCAGAUGAGGAUACUCAUCACAUUGUCUGCUGCCAUAAAGUGCGCUUCAAAUAUGCUUCCGAGUUCUCGAACAUUACACGGACAAGAUUGUUAUUUCUAAGAGCUCAAUGUGCGAGAAAUGGUGACGCGAAAUAAAUAUCAGGAUAUUUCGAUUUUAUCAGGGAAAUUCUGAAUAAAAUUCCAAGAUCGAUAGUAUCAUGUGUAUGCAUAUAAAGAGAGAGAGAAUAAGGAAUUAAUAAAACUAUAAAAAUGUUGAUGACGUUUUUGCGUAUAUAUAUAUAUAUAGAUCGAACGGAAAAUUCAUGCAGUUUUUUCGAUCUUUAUCUGUUAGCAAAAAACGGCACGAGCUUUCCGUUCAACCCAGCCCAAUAUAUAUAGUGUGAUUAAUAUAAUUAUAUCUGAUAGAUAUCAUAAUAUAGCGUGAGCAAUAUUAUAUAUUAUUAUUGCAAAUUGAGUGACAAUAUUUGAGAAAAAUAAGAAACUAGACUUUACUCGGUAUAUUGUUUCUUGGCGGUUUUGCAGGAUUUGUGCUACGAUCAUUUACUGAAAUAUAUGAUUUUUUAAGGAAGAAGUACUAUAUAUAUAUAUAUAUAUUCAUUAGAUUUUUGUGCAAGUUUUAGAUUGAAUCGUGACUUUAGAAAUAAUUUUAUGUAUGCGUGUGGUGCGUCUGAAUUUAUAGGAAUGAAAAAUUUUUAAUAAUUUUAAUUGGCGAAUGUAUCUUUUCGUCUUGCCAUAAAAAUCAUACGAUAUCGUUUAACAGUAAUUAUUUCUCUGUAAUUAACAUGGUAUAAUUUAAAUAAUGUUAUUUAUCCAGAUUAUUAUGAAAUAGUUGUAAAACUAUCGCAAAGAAAAUGGCAUUUGUGUCAUUUUUUUGGAUGACACUUUGGUGUUGUUAUUUUACAUGUAUUUCAUGUAAUAUAGUCUUUUUCGCGCGCGGAAUACAAUACGCGAUGCUGUCUUAUGUGCUAAAAUGCCAAAUCAUUGGUACAUUAAUUGAUCAUGUUACGUAUACUCUUUUGAAAUUGCUUAUUAUAAUACUUCGUAUGAUCGCUGAUAACGAUAAUGUACACGAUAUAAAAAUGACGCUCUCUCUCUCUUUCUUGUUUGACUAAUUUGGCCGAGUCAGAAAAAAGCCUUAAAUGAGAAAAAAGGCCAAUUAACCAAAAUUGGAUGACACGAAAGAAACAAAAGCAUCAGGCAAAUGUAAAACAAAAAAAAAAACAAAAACAAAAAAAGACCGCGCGCGCACACGAUUGUUUUUAAAUUAUAAUAGGAGUUAUAAAAUGUUAAAAAGAACGAAUAAUUUUUCAACAAUGAAAACUACCAUGAUUCAUUAAAUAUAGUCAUUGGCAAAUUUCUAUAGAACAAAUCGCAACUUGUGACUUGCAUUAAUCCAUAUAUACACACAACAUAUUACAUAUAUAUAUUUUUUUGAGACCUUAAAUAUAUUUCAGAUAUAUUAUAUUUUAUGCUAUGGAAACGUAUACAUCAUUUUGAGUAAUAUUUUGACAGUUAUUUUACAUGGAUACUAAUUUUGUUAUAUAUUCGUUCUUUUUUAACAAGCUUCUUAUACACACAUAUUUUAGAAAUUUGUACUUUUGUGACUCUAUUAUUGUUUUAUUGGUAAAAAAUUAUUUGUUCGAAUAUAAAUGUAAGAUUUCUAAUACAAAUUUUUCUUUGUAUAUAUAAAUAUCGCCGAGAUCUUUAAUUUAUUAAGACAACUUAUUAAAAUACUUAUUGAGUACUCUGUG
This is a messenger RNA of Formica exsecta, 8407 nucleotides long. RefSeq lists its product as uncharacterized. The coding region runs from base 143 to 4459 and encodes 1438 amino acids. Lineage: Eukaryota; Metazoa; Arthropoda; Insecta; Hymenoptera; Formicidae. The transcript is spliced from 14 exons. The record is from RefSeq and is a predicted model, not a curated record.